Quercus lobata is the source of this 1687-nucleotide messenger RNA. RefSeq names its product 6-hydroxynicotinate 3-monooxygenase-like. The coding region runs from base 184 to 1434 and encodes 416 amino acids. NCBI's taxonomy places the organism in Eukaryota, Viridiplantae, Streptophyta, Magnoliopsida, Fagales, Fagaceae. The record is from RefSeq and is a predicted model, not a curated record. The transcript has 4 exons. Gene Ontology annotation, molecular function: FAD binding.
GUAGGAUAGCACCAAAAAGGUAACAACAAACACUAGCUUGUUGUCUUUUGACAUUGAAAUUGAACUCCCCGACCUUUCUCUCUGUCCACAAAUUAGCUAUUCAUAUACCCUUUCCAGUUCACCAAGCCAUUCAUAUAUUCAUUUCCUCUAAAUAAUUAUAAGAGUAGAGAGAGAGAGAGAGAUAUGAAGCCUAAAGCGGUAGUUGUGGGAGGAAGCAUAGCAGGAGUGUCAUGUGCACACACACUAAUCUUAGCUGGGUGGGAUGUUGUUGUGCUUGAGAAAACUUGCGAACCCAUUAAGGGAAGUCCCACCGGAGCUGGACUCGGGCUCGACCCUCUGGCCCAGAGACUCAUUCAGUCGUGGCUUGAUGAUCCAGAGCUUCUCUACUCUUCCACUUUGCCACUCACUAUAGACAUGAACCAAGCAACAGAUAGUGAGAAGAAGGUCAGCUGGACAUUGACAAGAGAUGACAACUUCAAUUUCAGAGCAGCUCAUUGGGCUGAUCUCCAUGGCCUUCUUUACAAUGCAUUGCCCCCAAACAUACUUUUAUGGGGUCACCUUUUUCUCUCUUUCUGCAUUUUUGAGGACAAGACAUCUGUCAAGAUUAAGGCUAAGGUUCUACAAACUGAUGAGGAAAUCGAAAUAGUGGGUAAUUUACUUGUUGCAGCAGAUGGGAGCCUCUCUUCUAUCCGCCAGAGUUUUCUUCCUGGCCUUAAAUUGAGGUAUUCGGGUUAUUGUGCAUGGAGAGGGGUUUUUGAUUUUUCAGGAAAUGAAAAUUCAGAAACUGUUGUGGACAUCCGUAGUUCAUAUCCUGAACUGGGAAAGUGUUUGUACUUCGACUUAGGUUCUGAGACUCACAGUGUGUUUUAUGAGCUUCCGAACAAAAGGCUUAAUUGGAUUUGGUAUGUCAACCAACCUGAGCCUGAACUCAAGAGAAACUCAGUAACCAUGAAAGUAAGAAGUGAGAUGAUCCAGAAGAUGCAUCGAGAAGCAGAGAAGGUUUGGAUUCCUGAAUUCGUGAGAGUCAUUCAAGAAACAAAGGAUCCCUUUUUGAAUUUGAUAUAUGAUACCGAUCCCUUGGAACAAGUCUUUUGGGACAAUGUGGUAUUAGUUGGAGAUGCAGCUCACCCCACAACUCCUCACGGUACAAGAAGCACAAACAUGUCAGUGUUGGAUGCAGCAGUUUUAGGUAAAUGCCUUGAAAAGAAUGGAGUAGAAAAUUUACAAGCAGCGCUAAGAGAAUAUCAGACCACUCGGCUUCCGGUUGUUUCCAAGCAAGUUCUGCAUGCUAGGAGAAUGGGUCGCAUAAAACAAGGUUUAGUUCUUCCUGACCAUGAGGCUUUUGAUCCAAAGAAUUCUAGAUCAGAGGAUUAUCAAGAGGUACAGCAGAAGAACAUGCCUUUCUUUGAUGAUGUUCCUUUACUGUUAGUAUGAUGUCCUUCUCUAUUUACUUGGAAUUAACAGCAUAUCUCUGCAACUGAAAAUGGCAUAGGGUUACUGUUCUUGUAAUUCUUUGCUCAUCAUUUCACAGUAGCUAUACAUCAGAUCUAGCUUUUGGCUGGAAUUCCCUUGUUUGUAUAGUAUGAUGCUAUCUAUUGACCCAAAAAGAAUCCCUGAUUUUGAAGAACACACAAUCAGUUUUUUCUGCUUUGCAUUGCAAUUGAAACAAAUUUCUCCACUACUAUCA